AUGUUAGCUUCUAGAUUUACUAGUAAAGUGGAAAACAUAAUCCAAGAUUUAACUGAUAGUCUUAAAAAUAUGAGUUUUAAUUUGGUCCAACAAAAUAACAAAAAGGAAACUUACACUAUUGAAAGCAGUUAUAAUCCAACCAAUCAGAAUCAAGAAAGAAAUAGAAGCAUGGAUCCAACUAUUCAGAUUUUAGAAGAAAAUUCAGAUCAGGACCUCAGAAUUAUAGAAGAAAUCUAUCUAGAAGCCAAGAAAGGUACAAAAGAAAUACUUGAGAUUAUAAUCGAUAUGAUAGAAGCAGAUCUAGAGAUUAUAAUCGAUAUGAUAGAAGCAGGUCUAGAA
Molecule: messenger RNA, 339 nt
Organism: Racocetra persica
Lineage: Eukaryota; Fungi; Glomeromycota; Glomeromycetes; Diversisporales; Gigasporaceae
Source: the annotation of a GenBank genome assembly